Molecule: messenger RNA, 1202 nt
Organism: Nannospalax galili (Upper Galilee mountains blind mole rat)
Lineage: Eukaryota; Metazoa; Chordata; Mammalia; Rodentia; Spalacidae
Gene: Agr2
Product: anterior gradient 2, protein disulphide isomerase family member
Exons: 9
Coding region: 224-751 (175 amino acids)
Cellular component (GO): endoplasmic reticulum
Molecular function (GO): dystroglycan binding
Source: RefSeq, a predicted model, not a curated record
CUUCUGAGUUAGCAAUUUGUGGAAACAGGAUUAGUGGGUGGGAUUGAGGUGUGCUCCACACAUAAAUAGAAGCUCAGGGCUGCGCUGGCACACUCAGAAGCUUGGCCGGCAACCCGAAAGCUCUCACAAAGCAGGUGGGUGGGGAAGUCCAGUUACAGGCAGUCAAAAAAAGAGAAAAGCAAGUUUACCAGCGUGGUGAAGCCAGCACUGGAAAAGAUUCGCCAUGGAGAAAAUUCCAGUGUCUGCAUUCUUGCUCCUUGUGGCCCUCUCCUACACUCUGGCCAAAGAAACCACAGUCAAACCUGGAGCCAAAAAAGACCCAAAGGACUCUCGGCCCAAACUACCACAGACCCUGUCCAGAGGUUGGGGUGAUCAACUCAUCUGGACUCAGACAUAUGAAGAAGCCUUAUACAAAUCCAAGACAAGCAACAAACCUUUAAUGAUUAUUCAUCACUUGGAUGAAUGCCCACAUAGUCAAGCUUUAAAGAAAGCAUUUGCUGAAAAUAAAGAAAUCCAGAAAUUGGCAGACCAGUUUGUUCUUCUCAAUCUAGUUUAUGAAACAACUGACAAGCACCUUUCUCCUGACGGCCAGUAUGUCCCCAGGAUUUUGUUUGUGGAUCCAUCCCUGACAGUCAGAGCAGACAUCACUGGGAGAUACUCAAACCGUCUCUAUGCUUAUGAACCUUCUGACACAGCUCUGUUGCAGGACAACAUGAAGAAAGCGCUCAAGCUGCUGAAGACGGAACUGUAGAGCAAAAGCAAACCUGCAAGCUCUUUCCCUUGCCUUGUGCCCCAGACUUGGAACCAGAGACGUCAGAGAGGGAGAAGCACUGUGGACAUGAUGAUUAUAUUACGGUUUAAUGUUACAAUGGCUAUGUUUUUUUUAAACAUUUGGUUUCAAGCAUACAUGUGAAAACAAUAUUAUUAACUACUCUAGUGAGCCAUGAUUUUCUAAAAAAUAAAUCCUUUUGUGGGUAUUCAAACUGAAGGGUGUUGUUUCUGUUGGCCUUUCGUAGAAAAGCUAUUUGGAACAGUUGGGUAUGGUUGUCCAAACCUGUCAUCUCUGCUCUUGUUAGACUGAGGCAGGAGCAUUACUCUGAAUUUGAGGCCAUCCUGACAUAUAAAGAAAGAUACUGUUCCCAAAAAAUGAAAGGGAAAAUGGGAGUAUUUAGGCUGGAGAGGGAGGAGAGAGGUUGGACAGG